Messenger RNA from Priceomyces carsonii, 2802 nucleotides. It is a transcript of the gene STE13, whose product is annotated as Ste13p. Bases 1 to 2802 code for a protein of 933 amino acids. Gene Ontology annotation, molecular function: serine-type peptidase activity; dipeptidyl-peptidase activity. Gene Ontology annotation, biological process: proteolysis. The transcript has a single exon. Gene Ontology annotation, cellular component: plasma membrane. NCBI's taxonomy places the organism in Eukaryota, Fungi, Ascomycota, Pichiomycetes, Serinales, Debaryomycetaceae. The record is from RefSeq and is a predicted model, not a curated record.
AUGUUCGGAAAAGACAAUUCUCCUGAAGAGUUCGAACUAGAUGCUCACUUUCAGGACCAGGAGCAUGACUUGCGACGAUCUGAAGAUUCUCUGGACAGUCGAUUAUCAAAUGCUUCCGAAUUCUCGUUGGUAUUUGAGGAACUCGAAGAGGGAGCCAAAGUUGUGGACAGUGAAAACAUAGACCUGUUUAUCAAUAAUCCAAUAUUUCAGAUUGCAUUAAGAAUAUACGGUGAUAAUAAGAAGUCAAGAAAAUGGCUAUUAAGUUUCGGAUGUGGCCUUGUGGCCUUUAUAUGGUUAGUUGGACUCGUUUUCUACUCGAGAUUGCUGGUCAAUACAUCAGAAAGAAUAUGGGAGGGACACAUAAACAUUGGUGGGAAAGAUAUCAAGCUCAAUAGCUUUAGCUUGAAGUUUCAGAACGUGACUAUGGAAAGCUAUAGAGAAGGUGCAUAUUAUACCUCUAAUUUACCGAUCACUUGGUUAGAUGAAUCACAAUACCCAAAACAUAGAAAAGGAGAAGGGUACUAUUUAAGUAGAAAUGUGAACGAUUCGUUUGUUAUAAAAGAUAUUAAAAAUAAAGAAAAUAGGGUUUUGAUUGAAGAUCUGCAAUUUCGGUUCAGGAAGGCUGUAUAUUAUGCUCAAGAAUUGAAAUUGAACCCCAGGAAACCAUUCGACGAUAGAUCAACAUUUCACAUAGUGAUAUCUGAUUUAUCUGACAAAUGGAGACAUCUGACGCUUGGACAUUAUUGGCUAUUCAACUCAAAUACUUCUGAAUAUGCCUCAAUUCAACCCCCUUUAGACUUAGACGACCUAAAGGACGAGACUAGUGUCAAACCAUUGCAGAAGCUUCAUUUCGCUGAAUUUUCUCCCACUGGAGAUGAGAUUAUAUUUGGCUAUAAGCAUAAUUUGUAUAUUCAGAUUUUGAGUACUGGUGAGAUUAUUCCAGUCACAGAUGAUGGUGGUCCGGAUAUUUUCAACGGAAAGCCAGAUUGGGUUUAUGAAGAAGAGGUUGCUGCUAACGAUAAGUUAUUCUGGUGGUCUCCUGAUGAAGAUAACUUGAUAUACGCAAAGAUAGAUGACACUGGUGUCGCUCGCUAUGACAUAAACUAUUAUAUGGACCAUUCAGAUGAAGUAUUACGCUCAUCAGAAAGCAAUAGCGUUCUUCAAUAUCCCGAGAAGAUGUCUUUGAGAUAUCCAAAACCAGGCACGAAUAAUCCUAAAUUGACGUUACAUAACUUCAAGUUUUCCCAAAGGAAAAAUUAUGAGUUGAACUGUGUACUUAAUAAUGUAGGAAGUGACUUCAUUCUUUAUGAUGCCAUUUGGAUUGAUUCUGAGCACUUCUUGAUGAAAAUUAGCGACAGGACUAGCAAAAUACUUUCAAAACAAAUAGUAAACCCCAAGAGGUCUUCGCGAGUCAGGGAAGUGAGUACUUUUAAUGCCUCUUUAGAAUUCAAUGGUUGGAUAGGGAAACAGACUCUGAUGAGAGUUAUCCCACAGGACCGUGGUAUCAACAGCUAUGUUGAUAAAGUUACUGUAAAUGGCCAAACUCACUUGGCGAUAUUCGAGAAAGCCUCUUCAGCUCAGUACUCACGAUUGUUGACCAAUUCGUCUGAGUGGGGACUUGUGGAUGGAAGUCCUAUUGCGUAUAAUGCAGAUGAAAACUUCAUCUACGUAUUAACGACUAUGAGGAGUUCAUUGGAUGCACACUUGAUAGCUAUUGAUUUGUCUCGAUAUAAGGAUAAUAUUUAUUCGGUUACGGGCAUUCAGAGAGACGGAAAAUACAAAGCUAAGUUCAGCUCAAAUGGUAAUUACGUUGAACUACGUUACUUGGGACCAAAACCUCCAUGGCAAAAACUAAUAAAUAUGAAGAAUGUUCAUAUGUAUUUCGGAUCGAAUGCUUAUACGAUAAAAGCUGGUACUGAUCCUAUAAUAGAUGAAAUUGAACCUAUUAACGAUUAUAAUAAUACAUGCAAAGAAUUGCAGAAUUCAAAUGUCCCAACUAAGUUUUAUAGGACGAUAAAAGUGGAGGGCGACGGGGUUCCUGGUGAGACUCUCAACUAUAUCGAGAUUUUGCCUCCGAUGUUUGAUCCUGAGUACAAAUAUCCAUUGUUGGUGCAUGCAUAUGGUGGCCCAGGAUCACAAAUCGUGGACAAGUCUUUUUCGAUCGCAUUCGAAGAUAUAGUAAGUUCGACGUUGAAUGCAGUAGUAAUUAUCAUUGACCCAAGAGGUACUGGUGGAAAGGGUUGGAAUUUCAUGUCUUAUGCAACAGGAAAUAUUGGUUACUGGGAGCCGAGGGAUAUAAUUGCAUCGACUUCUUCCUAUAUCUCGACUAAUGAGAAGUUCAUCGACAAGCAGAAGGUAGCCAUAUGGGGUUGGUCGUAUGGUGGCUUUACUACACUCAAGACAUUGGAAGUAGAUGGAGGAAACACUUUUAAAUAUGGUAUGGCAGUGGCCCCAGUCACAAAUUGGAUGUUCUACGAUUCAAUUUAUACCGAACGAUACAUGAAUCUACCUUCAGCUGAUACUGGUUACAAUAAAUAUGCCCUUAUCUCUAAUUAUGCAAAAUUCAAGGCAUCUAAGAGAUUUUUAAUAAUGCAUGGCACUGCAGAUGACAAUGUACACUUACAAAACCUGAUGUGGUUACUUGAUAAGUUCGACUUGAAUAAUGUUAAAAAUUAUGACGUUCACUUCUUCCCCGAUAGUGACCAUUCAAUUUAUUUCCAUAAUGCUAAUCCUAUCGUCUACGAUAAGCUUCUUAAUUGGUUAAGAAGUGCAUUUGACGGAAAAUUUGAUGGCCACACAUAA